CAUGACUCCGCUAGGAAGACUUGUCCGAGCAAUGCCUCGUUUACCCUUCAGCAGCGCUGAUGUUCGGGUGCAGAGCCUGCUGUUGGACCUGUUCACCGUCUUUCUUCUUCCUCAAUUGCCUUUUCUCUUACCAGAUCGCGUUGCAUUCCGGGUUCCGUGUUGGUGAUACUCGUGAGCUGGAGCUUCCACCCAUUGUGAAGACGGAUAGAUGCGCAUUGACUCAGUUCCACGGCAUCCACUCUGAGAAAUUGAACAACCACCCAGGACUCUGCUGAGAAUGGAUGACUCUGAGAAGAAACAUCUGAAUAUGCGCGACGGAGGCGCCCCGAGCCCGCCAGAACCGCUAUCAGGUGAUGGCCCGAGGAAAGAGAUGGGUAAGGAAAUGGGAAUGUCAAACGAUAAGAACGAAGACACCGACUCAAUUGCACCCUCAGCAAUCUCCUCAACCUCCCCGCCAUCGAUGCACGAAGACAGCGACCCAGAGAGGCCCCGGCCUCGGACUCAAGCCUCUUCGAUAGCCUCAACAGCCCACCACGUUGAUCGGCGUCAACGACGAGGCCUCUUCGCCGCUCUAGCUCUCAUACCCGAGGUCACCAACUCGUACCACUACCCUCGCCGCACGAAAUGGAUGAUUACGGUUCUUGUUGCGAUAGCAGGCAUGGCCGCUCCGCUGGGGUCCGCGAUUGUAAUGCCCGUCCUUCUCGACAUCGCACACAGCUUCCACGCCUCUACCACGAUUGCCAAUCUUAACGUCGCCAUAUACAUGCUAUCUAUGUCCAUUUUCCCUCUGUGGUGGUCAAGCUUUAGCGAAACGUUGGGCCGACGGUCGAUUUAUCUCGUUUCCUUUGUGCUCUUCUUGCUCUUCGGGGUCUUGGCGGCUGUGUCUACGAGCAUGGCCAUGUUGAUCGUCAUGAGGGUUCUUUCUGGAGGGGCGGCUGCGUCGGUACAGGCAGUUGGGGCCGGGACGAUCGCGGAUAUCUGGGAGCCGAAAGAGCGCGGGAGAGCUAUGGGACUCUUUUACCUUGGGCCGCUGUGUGGUCCGCUUUUUGCUCCCAUUAUCGGUGGUGCUAUGGGACAGGGGCUUGGAUGGAGAAGCACUCAAUGGUUUCUGGUUGUGUAUGGAGCCGUCAUGGUGCUUGGUAUCCUGUUUCUUCUUCCGGAGACUCUGGCGAAGAGGAGGGAUCUUGCGAAAGAAGCAGAAGAUGAAGUGAUACGUCGGAUGGCAUCAAGAGGGAACAAAGGCAAAGACACGGUAGAAGACGGAGAAAAGAAAGGAUUCGCGCAGCAGCAACCUCAAACACUCACCCGCAUGUCAACGCGUCAAUCGGUCCAAAUCAAGACGAGGAAAUACGCAACCCUCGCUAAACGUAUCUUCAUCGACCCUCUACUCGUCCUGGCCUACCUUAGAUACCCAGCAGUCGCACUCACCGUUUACUACGCUUCUAUCUGCUUCGGCUCACUCUACUGCCUCAACAUCUCCAUCCAGCAGACGUUCUCCAGGUCACCCUACAAUUUCUCAACGCUGAUCAUUGGUCUCCUAUACAUCCCCAACUCGCUCGGCUACUUCCUCGCAUCUAUGUUUGGCGGCCGCUGGAUCGACCGGAUCAUGCACCGUGAAGCCACGAAAGCAGGCCGGUACGACGAGAACGGCAAACUCUCCUUCAGGCCCGAAGACCGCAUGCGCGAGAAUGCCUGGCUGGCGGCGGUCAUGUGGCCCGGAGCAUUGAUCUGGUAUGGGUGGACGGCGGAGAAGGGGGUCUUUUGGUUCGUUCCGAUGCUCGCCAACUUCUUCUUUGGCAUUGGCAGCAUGCUCAUCUUCGGCCUCGCGACGACAAUGCUGACUGAGUUCAUGCCGCGCCGCGCUUCGUCGGGCAUCGCGAUCAACAACUUCGUCCGCAACAUCUUCUCGUGUGCUGCUGCUGUGGCUGCGGGGCCGAUCAUCGACGCCAUCGGGAACGGGUGGCUGUUCACGAUCCUAGGCCUUUGGAGUGUGGUGAGUGGGUGCGCGGUUAUCUGGGCUAUGAAGAAAUAUGGCGAUCGGUGGAGGAGGACUAUGGGUGAGGGCGGCAUUUAGGCCACCUCCAAAAGCAUGAGCUCCCUCAUUCCUGCUCAUUUCUCGUUUCUUCCUGCAUUUUCAAGCAGCGGUGUUGUUUCGCAUAGUGUUUAGAUCAAGCAUUGGCGCUUUGGGGGCAUGGAGGUUGGUUUGUAGAAGCGUUUCAAUAGUUGAUGAUAGACUACAUGGGCACGAUACAUAGGUACAGAGGUAGUAUAUACAACUUCCUUGGCUUUCUCGGAUUUCUCCUUGCUCUCUCUCUCUCUCUCUCUCUAUGCUUCAGUCGCAGCCGAGACCCCGGGCGGGAGUGUGUCGAUCCGAUCCGGGCCGGGUGCCAAGGCUAUCGUCACGGGUUUUCGGAUGACUCACGUGAGGCUGGAUUCGCAGAACUAUAUCAUCGGAGUCGGUGUGGAUUGGACUUUCUUUUCGCUAUGGAAUGGCAGGAGAU
Mytilinidion resinicola is the source of this 2501-nucleotide messenger RNA. RefSeq names its product MFS general substrate transporter. The record is from RefSeq and is a predicted model, not a curated record. Gene Ontology annotation, molecular function: polyamine transmembrane transporter activity. The coding region runs from base 278 to 2074 and encodes 598 amino acids. Lineage: Eukaryota; Fungi; Ascomycota; Dothideomycetes; Mytilinidiales; Mytilinidiaceae. Gene Ontology annotation, biological process: transmembrane transport; intracellular polyamine homeostasis. The transcript has 2 exons.